This is a messenger RNA of Salmo salar (Atlantic salmon), 3798 nucleotides long. RefSeq names its product SMAD family member 4. The record is from RefSeq and is a predicted model, not a curated record. Gene Ontology annotation, molecular function: DNA-binding transcription factor activity, RNA polymerase II-specific; RNA polymerase II cis-regulatory region sequence-specific DNA binding; I-SMAD binding. NCBI's taxonomy places the organism in Eukaryota, Metazoa, Chordata, Actinopteri, Salmoniformes, Salmonidae. Gene Ontology annotation, cellular component: heteromeric SMAD protein complex. Gene Ontology annotation, biological process: SMAD protein signal transduction; regulation of transcription by RNA polymerase II; BMP signaling pathway.
UCACUAUUGGCUGAGAGCCGCCUUCCCUUUGAGACCGGAGGCCCCAUUGGCUGGUGCUCAGCGAGACACUCACGCGUACAAUAUCUUCCUUCUUUUGUUAUUGUACGGAGCGCGAGGGUAGGCUUCUGGGCGCUAGCAGGAUGCACGAGCGGAGACAGCGAGGCUGAUAGUCAUAUCGACAGGGAUAGAAACAGAUAGCCCCUUAGGGGAGGAAGGAAAGUCAGAUUACUAGCUACCUCAGUGCACCACAUUCACCACUACUUCACUUCUAAUCCCUCAAUACUCCGGUUGAUGUCAUCAUGUCGGUAAACGCCCCCACCAGCAAUGACGCCUGCCUGAGCAUCGUGCACAGCCUCAUGUGCCACCGGCAGGGUGGCGAGAAUGAGGGUUUCGCCAAGCGUGCCAUCGAGAGCCUGGUGAAGAAGCUCAAGGAGAAGAAGGACGAGCUGGACUCGCUCAUCACCGCCAUCACCACCAACGGUGUGCACCCCAGCAAGUGUGUCACCAUCCAGAGGACCCUGGACGGACGCCUGCAGGUUGCAGGGAGGAAAGGCUUCCCCCAUGUGAUCUACGCUCGAUUAUGGCGCUGGCCAGACCUACACAAGAAUGAGCUAAAGCACGUCAAGUUCUGCCAAUACGCCUUCGACCUCAAAUAUGACAAUGUGUGUGUCAACCCCUACCACUAUGAGAGAGUGGUUUCGCCCGGCAUUGUUGGUCUCAGUCUCCAAAAUACAACCCUCUCUCCUCUAGCCCCCCCUGGGAGGCUGAUCAAGGAGGAGUACAUUCAUGACUGUAUCCAGAUGGAUAUGCCACCAGGCAUGUCCCCGUCGGACCACCCUCACCCCCACCCAGGGGCGCUCAAGCUACAGCCUCCGGACCACUACGGCCAGCCCCUCCCGCCUCUGCAGCUCCCGCCUGAACCGCAGCGGGCCCCUCCGCCCAUCACCCUCUACCCCAACAUGCCCCUCUCGCCCACAGUGUCCGGCUCUAUGCUGCCUCUCCAGGGAGGUCACAGUGAGGGGCUCCUACAGAUAGCCUCUCCUCAGGGUCAGGUCAUGACACCUAUGACCCCCACGCCGCCCCCCUCCACCCCAACACACGGGCUGCCACACGGGCCACCACAGAACCCCCAGCCACCCCAGCCUGGUCAGAAUGGAUACAACAGCUCCAAACACACACAGUUACAGGCUGCGUUCCACACAACUUGGACAGGUAGUAGCACAGCCUCCUACACUCCUGUGGGACCCCAACAACAGAAUGGGCGUGGCCACCAACAGCCUCCUCUCCACCAUCCAACCAGCUUCUGGUCUCAGCAUCAUGGCUCAGCCUCAUUUCCUCCCCCUGUGUCCAAUCAUCCAGGGCCAGAGUUCUGGUGCUCCAUCUCCUACUUUGAAAUGGAUGUCCAGGUGGGGGAGAUGUUCAAGGUGCCGGCUAGCUGCCCGGUGGUGACGGUGGACGGCUACGUGGACCCCUCAGGGGGUGACCGCUUCUGUUUGGGCCAGCUCAGCAACGUCCACCGCACCGACGCCAGCGAGAGAGCCAGGUUGCACAUAGGUAAAGGAGUGCAGCUGGAGUGUCGUGGCGAGGGAGACGUGUGGAUGCGCUGUAUGAGCGACCACGCCGUGUUCGUGCAGAGCUACUACUUGGAUCGAGAGGCAGGCAGAGCGCCAGGCGACGCAGUACACAAGAUCUACCCCGGCGCCUACAUCAAGGUGUUUGACCUGAGACAGUGUCACAGGCAAAUGCAGCAGCAGGCAGCUACAGCGCAGGCAGCGGCAGCAGCUCAGGCUGCCGCCGUGGCAGGCAACAUCCCUGGGCCAGGCAGCGUUGGAGGCAUAGCCCCUGCAGUCAGUCUUUCUGCAGCAGCAGGGAUAGGUGUGGACGACCUUCGGAGGCUGUGUAUCCUGCGGCUGAGCUUUGUGAAGGGCUGGGGGCCCGACUACCCCCCGGCAGAGCAUCAAACAUACCCCCUGUUGGGUGGAGGUACACCUGCACCGGGCUCUGCAGCUGCUGGACGAGGUACUACACACCAUGCCCUUGGCCGACCCAGGACCCGCUAACUGAGUGGAAGGAAAGAGGAUCGGUUAAAAAUCCAUACUGGGUUAAAAACGUACAAUCACACACACACACACACACACACACACACACACACUCUGAUUCCCCCUCUUGACGAUACAUAUUUAAGCAACAAGGCCCGAGGAGGUGUGGUAUAUUGCCCAUAUAUCACAAACCCCCGAGGUGCCUUAUUGUUAUUAUAAACUGGUUAUCAAUGUAAUUAUAGCAGUAAAAAUGUAUGUUUUUGUCAUACCCGUGGUAUGCUGUCAGCCAAUCAGCAUUCAGUGCUCAAACCACCCAGUUUAUAAAGACCGAUACAGAUUGAUACAUGCACAUACAACCACAUACAUGUUUCCAUUCUUUUUAACGCACACAAUGUAGAGCCACUCAAAGCCCCACAAAGGCUAACCUCAAUCUCUCCGUCACACACAGACACACACUCAAGCAGCCAACAAUCACUGCACUCUCCUUAACCACUUGUACUGUCUCCCACACGCCCAUGCAACCACUAACCACACCUGUGGGCAUGCAGAUAUAAAACUACUGAUGUCCUGAACGUACUUUCCAUGUUUUGUGAACAUGAAUUAUUUUUUCAUAGCACAAACACUACAAAGCAGCCUUGACCCCUGAAUUACCUUUCAUAGAGGUUCUUUAUUAUAGUAUAAACAGGCAACUUUAGUAAAUAUGUAUACUGAGUAAUUUAUGUUUAUUAUUCUAUUCUCUACAGAAAUAGAUAUGCACUGUAGAAAUCUAGGGAUGUUUUUCAGAGAUCCAGUGUUCUGAUAUGAUACAAGCACUUUGGUACUCCUCAAAUGCACACACAAUCCACACUUGCUUAUUUCCUGCUUACACGCACACACACACACACACACACACACACACACCUGUCAGAAAUCCAGAGAUGACCCAAACCCAGGAGGACUAAAGAUCUUGACCUAAAUAUCUCAUGAACAAUAUGGCCUGGUCAAACACAAAUCUCACACUACAAAAUCAGAUUUGGAUUCCGAUGUUAACCUAGAAGAUGUACAGAGUUUUUGGUAAAUCCAGAACAAUAGAACAGAUGCUAAUCGGUGAUUAGAACCUGGGUCACAGAACCAAAAUGUCUCGGAACUGUGAAGAACACCAGAGUGAUGGAACCAGGGUCCUAAUUAAUCUAGCCAGCCAUCCUUUUGUCAUCUCUGUGUGUGUGUUGUGUUCUCCUGUGUGUGGAUCUCAACUCAAAUAGUUAGUCAUUCUUAUCUUGUUAGCCCUAUAAUAACAUAGGGCACUUUUCUCAAGCUAAUUUAUUUUCUUACCAAAAGACGAAAAAAGCCCAAAAAAUUUAAGCUUUAAAAUAGUGGUGUGGGUAUUUGUGAUGAAGCAGUACAGUGUAUGUAACCAAACAGUUUGCCAUACGGCGGAACUCACCAAAGCCAGAAUACCUCAUGAUAACAGUGUAAACCCACAGUUUGUCUUUCAGCCAAAACCUCAGACGCUCAGCAUUUUCUCUUGUAAGUUCCACCUUAAGGCGUCCGCAUGCUUCCCAGCCGAAACAAUUUGGAAGAGUUUGUGCAUAUAUUAUGACAACAUUUUGUGAGGUUUUUGUUUGUUUUGGACUUCUGUAAAGAGUUCUUUCAGCUGUUCGGGAACACAAAUGUUUUUCUCGAGGCCAGCCGACGUUCGGGAGCCGAAGUCUACGCCCCUUCGUCUGUAAUUAGUCAACUGUGGGGAUUCUUCAAUAAAGUCUUUGGGUGUGUUUGUAAA